UUCCAUUUUUGUGUGUGAAAAGUUGAACUGUUUAAAGCAGAACAUAAAAGUGUAAAGUGCAAAAAGCAGGUGAAAUUCACAAAAAACUAGUGUUUUAAUUAAAUUAAUACAAAUUAAAAGAAAAAUAUAAUAUAUUAUAAUGCAUAAAGAUAGUUACAUGAGUAGAUCAACUAAUAACGGCAUGGAGGAAUCGCCUGAUACAGAGCAUUUGCGAAAAUUAUUUAUUGGUGGCCUUUCGCCAAUGACCACAGAAGACUCACUUAAAUCAUUCUACCAACAAUGGGGUGAUGUUACGGAUGUUGUAGUCAUGAGAGAUCCAGUUACUAAACGUUCCCGGGGAUUUGGUUUUAUCUCAUUUGCCAAAUCUACAAUGGUCGACCAAGCGCAAGCUGCAAGACCUCAUAUAAUUGAUGGAAAGACUGUUGAUGCUAAACGAGCUCUUCCCCGUCCAGAACUAGAUAAACCCGAAGCAAGUGCUACUGUGAAAAAAAUAUUCGUUGGCGGAUUAAAGGAAGUUCAUGAUGAGCCAUGUUUGGAAGAAUACUUUCAACAAUUUGGAAAUGUUGUUGGAGUUAAGAUUUUAACAGAUAAGACCACGGGUCGCAAACGUGGAUUUGCAUUUGUGGAAUUUGAUGAUUAUGAUGCAGUUGAUAAAGCAGUAUUAAAGAAAAACCACACAAUUAAAUAUGUGUUCGUGGACGUCAAGAAAUCUGUAUACAAACAAGAGGUAAUGCGAAAACACCAACAACAACAACAGCAAGGACCCGGUGGUGUGGUACCGCCAAAUAAUGGACAAUAUGCAAUGCCAAAUAAUAUGGCACCUCCACCACAAGCAUAUGCCAACAAUGGCUGGGGAAUGAACAGCUAUGCAAAUGCCUACACACAGCCACCACCGGCAGGCGCUGUUCCUCCACAAGCUUACAGCUAUCCACCACAGAACGCCGCCAAUGGUUGGAAUGCUGCUCCGGCGCCAUACCAAGGAGGUUGGAAUCAGGCACCAGCCUAUGGGCCACCUGCUGCAGUUCCACCUCAAGGUCCACCUGCUGGCGCAGCACCACCCAACAGUUGGGGACCUGCUGGUAAUUUUGGCAGUGAGUAUCAACAAGCUUAUAAUGGUGGUCCAACAAAGGCCGGUAAUUUAGGUGGAAAUCGUAUGAAUCCUUAUGGUGUAACGGCAGGAAAUAAUUAUGGCACCAUUCCACAGAACACAUAUGGUUCUGCUCAAGGCUACUAUAAUUCAUAUAGUACACAACAGCCUGCGGCGGAAAGUUAUACACCAGUUAAAAGUAGUGGCGUCUCUGGACAUGCAUCAAAUCGGCAAUAUUAAGAAUAUAUUUGCAGCGGGCUACAAUUAUUAAACAGAACCCCCCGGUAAAAAAGGAAAACAAUACUCAACCAGGUAAGUCUGUUUCAUGGUUUCAGCUUUUUAUUCGGCGCUGUGAUGUGAUCGUUUGUUGAUGUCAACGUUAUUCAGCGCCAAAACUUUGCCAGACCAGAUGACUUCUGGAUAUAUUGUUAAAAGAAAUCAAUUUUUUGUGUACUCAAAAGAAAAAUAUUUAAACGAAAAAUAUACAAAAAUAUUUUUAUAUAAGAAA
Episyrphus balteatus (marmalade hoverfly) is the source of this 1595-nucleotide messenger RNA. RefSeq names its product ribonucleoprotein RB97D (gene Rb97D). Lineage: Eukaryota; Metazoa; Arthropoda; Insecta; Diptera; Syrphidae. The record is from RefSeq and is a predicted model, not a curated record. The transcript is spliced from 6 exons. Gene Ontology annotation, molecular function: RNA binding. The coding region runs from base 140 to 1327 and encodes 395 amino acids.